Onychomys torridus (southern grasshopper mouse) is the source of this 1503-nucleotide messenger RNA. RefSeq names its product olfactomedin 4 (gene Olfm4). Gene Ontology annotation, biological process: signal transduction. The record is from RefSeq and is a predicted model, not a curated record. The transcript has 5 exons. NCBI's taxonomy places the organism in Eukaryota, Metazoa, Chordata, Mammalia, Rodentia, Cricetidae. The coding region runs from base 1 to 1503 and encodes 500 amino acids.
AUGAGUUACAGCCUGGCCUUUCUGCUGGUCCUUUUCCUUUGCCUUGGCUCUGCCUCCAGGACUUCAGAGACUCUGACUUCUGCCUCUUCCCCAGAGUUGGCAACAAUGUCCUACGUUACAACCCCAGGAGUCACAUCUUGGGCAGAAAGUGGUACUGUGUCACAGUCAUUUUCCAAUUUCACCGGCUCUGUGGACAGUCAUGGGACCUGCCAGUGCUCCGUUUCCCUGCCAGACACCACCUUCCCUGCUGACAGGGUGGAGCACUUAGAGUUCACAGCUCACAUCCUUUCUCAGAAGUUCGAGAAAGAGUUUUCUAAGGUGAAGGAAUAUGUCCAGCUAAUCAGUGUGUAUGAGAAGAAGCUCCUGAACUUGACUGUCCGAGUAGAGGUCAUGGAGAAGGACAGUAUUUCUUACACAGAACUAGACUUUGAGCUGAUCAAACUAGAAGUGAAGGAGAUGCAUAAACUGGUCAUACAGCUGAAGGAGAAUUUUGUUGGAAGCACAGAAAUUAUUGACAAGCUGGAAGUGGAGAUAAGGAAUAUGACUCUCCUGGUAGAGAAGCUAGAGACACUAGACCAAAACAAUGUCCUUAGCAUUCGCCGGCAAAUCUUGGCUCUGAAGACCAAGCUGAAAGAAUGUGAAGCCUCUAAAAGUGAGCUUGUACCUGCCACGCCCCCUCCUCCUGCUCCUGGAAGCUGUAGUCAUGGUGGUGUGGUGAAUAUCAGCGCUCCCUCCGUGGUUCAGCUCAACUGGCGAGGGUUUAAUUUUAAGUAUGGUGCCUGGGGUCGAGAUUACUCUCCUCAGCAGCCAGAGAGAACCCUGUACUGGGUGGCACCUCUGAAUUCAGAGGGGAGGUAUCUAGAAUAUUACAGACUUUAUAACUCACUGGAUAACCUGUUAAUCUAUUCUCAUGCUGGAGAGUAUCGAGUUCUCUAUGGCCAAGGGGGUGGUACAGUAGCGUAUAACAACAACCUGUAUGUGAACUGGUACAAUGGGAGGAACAUUGCCAAAAUUAACCUGAUGACCAACAGAGUUACUGUGAAUCAACCUCUCCCUAUGGCUGCCUAUAAUAACCGCUUCUCGUACGCCAAUGUGAAUUGGCAAGACAUUGACUUAGCUGUGGAUGAGCAAGCACUGUGGGUGAUUUAUGCAACUGAGGACAGCACUGGUAACAUAGUGAUCAGUAAACUCAACGAUACCUCUCUUGAGGUGCUAAGCACAUGGGUUACCAAGCAGUACAAACCAUCUGUUUCUAGUGCCUUCAUGGUAUGUGGAGUUCUUUAUGCUACCCGCACUUUGAACACCAAAACGGAAGAGAUAUUUUACUACUACGAUACAAACACAGGGAGGGAAGGCAAUCUAGCCAUCCCAAUGAGAAAGAUGCAGGAAAGAAUUCAGAGCAUUAAUUAUCAUCCCUUUGACCAGAAACUUUAUGUCUACAAUGAUGGUUAUCUUCUAAAUUAUGAUCUUGUCUUCUUACAGGAGCCCAGGCAAUCUGUCUAG